Molecule: messenger RNA, 618 nt
Organism: Filobasidium floriforme
Lineage: Eukaryota; Fungi; Basidiomycota; Tremellomycetes; Filobasidiales; Filobasidiaceae
Exons: 6
Coding region: 1-618 (205 amino acids)
Biological process (GO): regulation of mRNA stability involved in response to oxidative stress
Cellular component (GO): nucleus; cytoplasm; post-mRNA release spliceosomal complex
Molecular function (GO): mRNA binding
Source: RefSeq, a predicted model, not a curated record
AUGUUUCAUCCGGCUGCUGUUGGAGUGGACGGUCGGGUCAACUUGUUUGUCGGCAAUCUGCCCUACCGCGUCCGCUGGCAAGACGUCAAAGACCUCUUUCGUCGAGCAGGAACCGUUCUCCGGGCGGACGUCGCUCUAGAUCCUCAGUCCAACCGAUCCCGCGGUCACGGAUCCGUCCUCAUGGGUAGCCAAGAAGACGGGAUCAAGGCGAUCGAGAUGUUCAACGGGUAUGCUUGGCAGACGAGGGUCUUGGAGGUCCGACCGGAUAGGUUGCCACCAGAGUAUGAACCUCAUCCUUAUAUUCCGCCGAGCAGCUAUGGAAAUGCCAUGCCAGGGAGAGGAGGUGCGGGAGGUGUGCCGCUGAAUAUGAGUGGGAUGGCAAUGGGGAUGGGCGGGAUGAACGCGGGUCUCGGAGGCGCCGGAGGACGUCUUUCUUCAACUCUGUUGCCUUUCAACGCGUCAUGGCAGGAACUCAAGGACCUCUUCCGUACUGCUGGAGGCAAUGUCGUCAGGGCAGACAUCGCGCUUGGGCCAGACGGCCGGUCAAAGGGCUUUGGCAACGUGCUCUUCCAGAAUGAAGAAGACGCUGCCGUAGCCGUUCAAGCGUUCGACGGGUAG